Molecule: messenger RNA, 1314 nt
Organism: Penicillium odoratum
Lineage: Eukaryota; Fungi; Ascomycota; Eurotiomycetes; Eurotiales; Aspergillaceae
Product: DUF3712 domain-containing protein
Exons: 3
Coding region: 1-1314 (437 amino acids)
Cellular component (GO): fungal-type vacuole membrane
Source: RefSeq, a predicted model, not a curated record
AUGCCUUUAAGUGAGAAAUAUGUGCUGGGCGCCAGCAACCGGGGGCCAUUUCUUACUCCAAGCGACGGGGGUCAGGGGCUUGAGAAAUUGGAUUCAGCAGGAGGCCGUUCACUGACUAGAACACCUACACGCACCGAGAGGCUUCGUCGCCAUUGGAAACGAUUCUGGCUCUUUUAUUGUAUCGCCAAUGUCAUUUUCCUCGCAAUCUUUUUACCAAUUUUCUUCCUCGUUGUUAUCCCUGCGAUCGCGCAAUUAGUUGUCAACAAGUCCGAUCUCGUGCUCAUCAAUGCGGUGGUGAAUCAGCCGAAGCCAGACUCGGUGAUGCUAACUCUGGAAACAAAAGUCGACUUACAUCUUGCCAUUCCGGCUCGAAUUGAGAAUCUUACCUUGGACCUGUUUGAGCGCGCAUAUGGUGUCAAGGAUGCCUACGCCACGAUCACCAUUCCCGGCCAGACCAUCAAAGGCAAUCACACCAUGGGUGUGUCGAAUCAGCUCACACCAUUACAAAACAUGACGGCUUGGGAGGAAUUUGUCCAUCAAGUGGUCUUCCAAGAGCAAACGUCUCUAGCAGUGUCGGGUCAGACAAACGCUUUCCUGGGCGUUCUGAAAUCCCACGUUCAUUUGAACAAAAAUAUUGUGACACCUUCGUUGAACCAGUUUAACGGAUUCGCUAUUGCCGACGCCACCCUCGUCCUCCCUGCCGAAUCUGACGGAACAAACCUCAUCGGCAACGCGACUCUCCCCAAUCCCUCGGUGAUCAGCCUCGAAGUCGGCACUCUCAUCUUGGACGUCAAAGCUGGAGACCUAGUUAUUGGAAAUGCAACACUGACCGAUGUGACCCUCGUACCAGGAGAGAACACCUUCCCCCUACGAGGAGUUCUCGAUCUCAAAACAGUGAUCAAGAAUCUAGCUGCCGUGCUCAAGGCAGAAGCCUCGGCGAUUAAAGCUGGAAACCUCAGUAUCAAUGCUGUGGCCAAAUCGGUCGUCUGGAACGGUACUCUGGUUCCGUACUAUACGGACAUUCUCAAAGAACUUACCCUUACAUCCUCUAUCGGGCUGGGUGGUAUCCUGAAGAAUACUAUCAACUACCUAAAGUCCGAAGGAAAUCUUACAGACGUCCUGAAAAAUAUUACUGGUGAUCUUAACUUGACCUCCCUCGAAUCUCGGUCGGUUGAAGUGAAUCAGCGGCGCCCUGUGGAUCUCUCUGGGUUUAUGAGGGAGAAUCUACAUGUCAGAGAUAUGUUUAAGGAUGUUGAUCCGGACGAACGAGAUUUCAUUCUCGACUCGUUAGGGUCUGCUUUCCCCGAUAUUUGA